CUCCACCAUGGAGGUGGCCUGGCGAAUGGUGCUGAUUGCCUUUGAAGAAUGUGCUCGCACAAGCACUCCCUGGGCCUUGCACCAAUUCAACUUGGGUUUCCAGGCACAGAGCCUCAUCUUGCAUUCGAAGCUGAAUGCUGGGAUGCCGGCUGCUGGGAUAAUCCCAAUGCUAAUGAUGACGCUCUGCUGCCGCUAAACAAAAAAAAAAAAAAAAAAAAAAGGCGCAGCUACCGUCCGCGACCCGCUAACAAGGCUCUGAGAAACGCAAAAAAAAAAAAAAAAAAAAGAAAGAAAGAAAGAAAGAAAGCCGCCUGCCUGCAUUGGAUGCAGUGACGGACACAUCUCGUCGGUUGUGACAACAGGUACAGACUGCCCAGAUGCAUGGCAGCACAAAGGACCCAUUGCCCAACUCCAGCAACGUCUUUGGUGAAUGUUGCAAACUGCAAGCAGCGCUGUCUCUUCUUCUCCAGCAGACGUUGCAAGCCUCAGCUAGCCAUUGAUUAUUGAUCGAUGGCCACUGAUACUCAUAUAAAGUAGGUACUCCAUGCUCAUACAAGUAUGUUGAUAUGCCUGCGCAAGAAACAAACAAACCCACACCCGCAUGCCGCUACGUUCGGCCCCUUGCUGAAACAUGGCGUCGAGUGUCGGCAGGAGUACCUGAGCAUGUACAGUACCUAGAGGUAUAGGCAUUCUGUU
This is a messenger RNA of Trichoderma atroviride IMI 206040, 696 nucleotides long. NCBI's taxonomy places the organism in Eukaryota, Fungi, Ascomycota, Sordariomycetes, Hypocreales, Hypocreaceae. The record is from RefSeq and is a predicted model, not a curated record.